Messenger RNA from Kwoniella botswanensis, 1524 nucleotides. RefSeq lists its product as uncharacterized. The record is from RefSeq and is a predicted model, not a curated record. The transcript has 4 exons. Lineage: Eukaryota; Fungi; Basidiomycota; Tremellomycetes; Tremellales; Cryptococcaceae. Bases 1 to 1524 code for a protein of 507 amino acids.
AUGUCUUCUUCAGCGGCUGCAUCACAGAAUGCAGCUACGCCCCAAAGCUCAGUAGCUGCAACCUCGACAUCGGCCGCAGCGUCUUCCGCCGCUCAAGCCUCGACUUCAGCAUCAGCAUCAGCAUCAGCAUCAGCAGCUGCUAGUAGUGCGGCAGCCAGUGCAAGCGCAAGUGCCUCAACUUCUGUAGCUGCUUCCUCCACAUCCUUAUCGACGUCACAAUCCGCCUCUGGUUCAAGUUCAUCCUCAGCAACAGCAUCCACCACAGCUCUAUCAGCAGAUGUGAUAAGUGCCACGGGAACAAAUGCGACCUCAUCAGGUAGUAAGAGUCUGUCAGGAGGAGCGAUUGGGGGAAUCGUUGCCGGAGUGAUCGUGGGGAUAAUAGUGGUGCUUGUUUUGGCUUGGAUAUGGAAGAGGAAAAGAAAGUCUAGAGGAGAGAAGGUACCGCCUCCACCUCCGAUGAGACAUGCCCAAUCGACUAUGUCUCGAAGUAGACAGUCCACAAUGAUCGGCGGUGGUGUGAGUCAUCAACGUCGGCCAAGCACAUAUUCAGCUUCCAUGGCUCCACCUCGACCCUCCUCGACAUUCGCUUCUCAUUCUCGAUCUCCCUCGUCCCAUAUCAACUAUCCCAUCACUACCAUGGCCUCUAUGAACCACGAUGCAUCUCCUCCCAUGCCACCUUCAACUUCGUCCACUUCUUCCGAUUCACCGCCUCUUUCGACCGGAGCCAACACUCCCGCUCAUCCCUUCCCAUCACCCGCGGCGGGCCACAAACCGACUUUGACCCCAAUUGAUACGUCUCUAUCACGAGGUGGUUCAGCAUCAAGUGAUGAUCUCAGAGGCGACCCUAGACCCCGCCAUGUAGCUUCCAUAGACCGAUUACGCGGCGAAGGCAACCAAUCAGGAAAUGGUUCAGAGCGAGCAUCAUCACCAGCAUCUUCCCGACAUCCUUCUGAAUCAGGUGUAGACUACUCUCGAGGUAAUUCACCUCAUACUUCGAUGGUUGGUUUACCUUCACCUGGUGGACCGCAUGGUAGGAACUCCUACCCUUCACCUAGAUCCUCGAUAGGUUAUCCCCGACCUGGAAGUAUGGCUUCGCUCGGUUCGUCAAGGUAUCUCCACGUUGGCCCCGCCGGUAGAGCACCCCAUCAAGGUAGACCUAUCCAACUUACCAUGCCUACUUUGUUGGGUGCGAGACCAGAUGAGAAUGGCGAUUUCUUUGGACAGACGGGUAGAUUAAAUGGUGGAUAUCAGUUAGGUUUGGAUGAGAUGGGUAGGAUGAGGAGGAUAUCUAAUAGACAGUAUAAUGAGCAGGAUUACCAACCAUCCCCUAUACAUACACGAGCUCCAUCCAACACCUCCCUCUCCAAUCGAUCCAGGCAAGGUUCAGACGAAGGAAACGUCCCCCCUAUACCCGAAAUAGGUGUAGGUAAUAGUGGACCACCAAGUAGGAAUCAGACCCCUGUACCUAGACCACCACCAGCAUCAGACGUGGCGGAUCCUCAUAUGGUCCUACAAAGGGAAUGA